GGGCCUAUGACUUUGACAUCUUGAAGUUUGUUUUCCUGACAUUACAUAGCUGCUGCUGCGUCCCCGCCAUUACAUUUAAUUGUACGCAACGUUUCGUGACUCGCGUUUGUGACGGGUCCACGUUUGUACACUUGCGUCCGUUAUUAAUAAGAAGAAAAGCAGUCGGAAGAUGUUUUUGACACGCUCGGAAUACGAUCGUGGCGUGAACACCUUCUCGCCAGAAGGAAGAUUAUUUCAAGUGGAGUAUGCUAUAGAAGCCAUAAAACUUGGUUCCACAGCCAUCGGAAUUGCAACAGCAGAAGGAGUAGUUCUGGCAGUGGAGAAACGCAUUACCUCUACUUUAAUGGAACCGACAACAGUAGAAAAAAUUGUAGAAAUCGACAAGCAUAUAGGAUGUGCAGCAUCUGGUCUAAUGGCAGACUCGAGGACAAUGAUCGAUAGAGCUCGAGUUGAAUGCCAGAAUCAUUGGUUCGUGUACAACGAAAAGAUGACGGUGGAGUCAACUGCUCAAGCUGUGUCUAAUCUAGCCAUACAAUUCGGAGAUAGCGACGAUGAUGGCACUGCUAUGUCCAGGCCGUUUGGUGUAGCGAUGUUAUUUGCUGGGAUUGAUGAGAAAGGUCCACAGUUGUAUCAUAUGGAUCCAUCUGGUACUUUUGUUCAGUUUGAUGCAAAGGCUAUAGGAUCUGGUAGUGAGGGUGCUCAGCAGAACCUUCAAGAAGUGUACCACAAGUCCAUGACACUUAAGGAAGCAUUGAAAGCUGCGCUGACAAUAUUGAAGCAAGUGAUGGAAGAGAAACUCAAUGACACUAAUAUUGAGGUGAUGACGAUGACACCUGGGCAACUGUUUCACAUGUUUGCUAAAGCUGAAUUACAAGAGGUGAUUAAAGAUAUUGCUUAAGAAUUGUUUAUUGCGUAUGUAUAAAUCAUUGCGAGUACUGUCAUACCAAGUUGUAGAAAGAAUGAAUGAAUUUCUUACAUGGAACAGCAUAAUUAUAAAUUAUAUCUCUACUUUAUACAGGA
Messenger RNA from Odontomachus brunneus, 1020 nucleotides. It is a transcript of the gene Prosalpha5, whose product is annotated as proteasome subunit alpha type-5. Gene Ontology annotation, cellular component: proteasome core complex; proteasome core complex, alpha-subunit complex; nucleus. Lineage: Eukaryota; Metazoa; Arthropoda; Insecta; Hymenoptera; Formicidae. The transcript has 3 exons. The record is from RefSeq and is a predicted model, not a curated record. Gene Ontology annotation, biological process: proteasome-mediated ubiquitin-dependent protein catabolic process. The coding region runs from base 170 to 898 and encodes 242 amino acids.